GGCAGCGGCGGCGGUGUGGGCUGUGGUCGCGGGAAGUGAAUGGUUUUACCCAGAGGGCCCUGCGCCGCCUUUCUCCGCUGGCACCGGAGCUGCUCCCUGCUCCUCCUCCCCGGCCAUGGCGUUCACGUUCGCGGCCUUCUGCUACAUGCUGGCGCUGCUGCUCACCGCCGCACUCAUCUUCUUCGCCAUUUGGCAUAUUAUAGCAUUUGAUGAGCUGAAGACGGAUUACAAGAAUCCUAUAGACCAGUGUAAUACCCUGAAUCCUCUUGUCCUUCCAGAGUACCUCAUCCAUGCUUUCUUCUGUGUCAUGUUUCUUUGUGCAGCAGAGUGGCUUACACUGGGUCUCAAUAUGCCCCUCUUGGCAUAUCAUAUUUGGAGGUAUAUGAGUAGACCAGUGAUGAGUGGACCAGGACUCUAUGACCCUACAACCAUCAUGAAUGCAGAUAUUCUAGCAUAUUGUCAGAAAGAAGGAUGGUGCAAAUUAGCUUUUUAUCUUCUAGCAUUUUUUUACUACCUAUAUGGCAUGAUCUAUGUUUUGGUGAGCUCUUAGAACAACACUCAGAAGAACUGGUCCAGUUAAGUGCAUGCAAAAAGCCACCAAAUGAAGGGAUUCUAUCCAGCAAGAUCCUGUUUCCAAGAGUAGCCUAUGGAAUCUGAUCAGUUACUUUAAAAAAUGACUCCUUAUUUUUUAAAUGUUUCCACAUUUUUUGCUUGUGGAAAGACUGUUUUCAUAUGUUAUACUCGGAUAAAGAAUUUAAAUGGAAUUACGUAUAAAUUAAUAUAAAAUGAUACCUCUGGUGUUGACAGGUUUGAACUUGCACUCCUUAAGGAACAGCCAUAAUCCCUUGAAUGACUUCAUUAAUUAUUGACUGUCCUUAGUCCAUUGGAAGCUUUUGUUUAUAGAAGUUGUAGGGCUCAUUUUGGUUUUAUUGAAAUGCCAUUUAAUUAUAAAUUAGCUGUAGAUAUCAGGUGCUUCUGAUAAAUUGAAAAUAUAUAUCUGACCUGUGGAAACUUCAUGGGUUUCCUCAUCUAUCAUGUAGGUGAUUAUAUAUGGAUGCAUUAAAAAAAUGAGUGGGAUUUUUUUUCCCUUUGACUUGAAAUACUAUCCCUGUAUAUUGCAUGAAUGAGAGAUUUCCCAUAUUUCCACCAGAGUAAUAUACUUGCUUUAAUUCUUAAGCAUAAGUGAACAUGAUACAAAAAUAUAUGCUGACUUACUUGUGAAGAAUGCAUUUAAAGCUAUUUUAAAUGUGUUUUAAUUUGUGAGACAUUACUUAUUAAGAAAUUGGUUAUUAUACUUAGUGUUCUAAUCUGGUGGUAAAGAUAUUCUUAAGAGUUUGCAAGUACUUUAGAUUUUCAAAACUGAAUGAGAGAGAACAUUGUAUAACCGUCCUGCUGUUCCUUUAGUGCAAUACAAUAAAACUCUGAAAUUAAGACUUAUUUUCAGUGCAUUGUUUUAAAGAUUACAAAUAGCUAUUCUUAAACUUGCUUAUUCCAAAUAAAGACAUCACUGUCAAUUUUUUAAAAAGAUAGUAGAGUAUUACAUUUUUUUUUUAAUACCAUGCUUGGAUCUAAAAAGGAAGAUUUUUAAAUGGUUAAGCACAUUACCUUCUUUUGUCACUUGACAAGAUUCGUAAACACUGAUGGCACAGCAUCAUCAUUUUUCUUACCAGUUAAAAAUUAUUGUGAAACUUAAAAUGUUUAAAAUAUUUUUUUCCUUUUUGAAACAGCAUGUUUUAAGGUAAAAUGACUUAUAAGUUUGGUUUUUUUGCUGCUGCUUGUAAGGCAGGUAAAUUAUAAUUAUGGCUUGCAUGUUUCCGUAAGCAUUCUUGUCCUUUAUUUGGGAUGAGGAAGUUAAGGCAAUUGAAAAUAGUUUAAGUGGUUCAAAGUUUCUUCAAGGAUCAAAGAAAGAAAACCAUAGGCAGAAAUUCCACAUAAUGAUCAAGGGAGUUUAUGGAUGUGUUUGUGGAAGUCUUACUCUAAGUACCCCUUGAAUUAGACGCUGCACUGUUUUAUUCUCUACUAGUGAAAAACUGCCUCUCCACCUUUGGGAGAAUGGCUGUUACUGUUUUGAGAUUGGGUAAUGGGGGUGAAUAUGUUGAAGAAGAGGAUGUAGAACCAGAAGAGUGAGGAGAGUCCAACCAUUUCAUAAUGAGAGACGCUUUAAAGACCUUGUCUUUUGUAGUCUGGAGCACGCUUCGAGGGAUCAUCAGUUCAUGCAGUAAAUUGUUUACUGAGCCCUUGCUAGGCACUGAAGACUCAUGAUCUGAGUAUAAGCAGUAAUUCAGUUUCUAAUCCACCCAACUGUACCAGCUUGCACUCAUUUUUCUUUCUUGUUCACAAGAACUUUUGAUCAUGAGAGACUUGGCCAAGUCUUCUGUACUUCACAUAGGUUUCCUGGGGCAGUUACUUUUGUAUUCCUGUCAAAGGAUUUUCAUGAGCCCUUGCUGUCUCUUAGCAAACACCACUUUCCUUUAUAAGUUAACAUACUUUUAAUAAUGUAUUCCACAGUACUCUCCAGGAUUAAUGCAAGGUUUACUGCUUGUAAUUUGUGGAAGCCACCUUCUCAUGCUUCAAAAAUUAGAUAUGUAGUCCUUAGCUGAUUCCUCAAAGAUGACUGACAAUUGAGGUUCACCCAUCUCAGUGGUAGAUUGUUAGUUCCUAGGCAUGUGAUUGGGUACCUGGAUGCUCUCAUAAUAUCUACUCAUCUUUACCUUUUCCAGUGUUUUAUGAAAUUAAGUCACUUACCAAGAGAAAGCAGAAACAUAAUAUUUGCAUUUGACAGUAUCCCACUUGUUCUUUCCCUUGCUCUGAGUUUGCUUUGUUCCCCCCAUUAAUCUGGUUUGGGUGGCCCUAGCCAUAUUUCUACUUUUCCUGCAUGCCCAGCUGAAACGUAGUUAGCCUGGGUUUGUAAUCCUUUCCAGCUUUAGUCAGACUGCACCCUGUGUAGCCACAGCUGUUUAUUUAGGAAUUCUUUUUUCCCUUGUUACAAUUACUUUUGCUAUUGUGUGUUUUGAUUUAUCUUUAAGAGCAUUCCAACUCUUGAAACCAUUAGUGUGACACACUGUGGUUUUUAUCUGUAUCAGCAACUCCUUGCUGUUGGUACAGAUUCUCCUGCAUUAAAAAUCUUAUAUAACAAAUGUAGUCUAUUUAGCAGUUAUUCUACUUAGUAACAAUACUAUAUCAUGCCAUCAUGUCCUAUUAGUGUUAAGGAGGUAUAGGGGUAGAAACUUAACUUGAAUGCCUGAAUCUGAAUUUUAUUAAUAAUGUUUGAUGAUUUUCACAAUAUUUAACUGAUAGUACCCACUCCCUAUCCCAGGAUAGAGGAGAGUUGGGUCACAGGCUGUACAUAAACUGCUAAUUUGUUUGAAGUUUGAAUUACUUUUCAUGGGAAGGGGGUAGUGAUAGGAAAUGACCAGAUGAUCCACUUUUGACAAAUACCAGGUAUUACUGAAGCAUCUGAGAAGCCUCAUGGAUUACACCAUGAAUUGCCAGACCUACCAGUCAAAUUUAGAUACCCAGGUAAUGGUCUUACACAAAGCAGCAGAGUGCAUGGCAGUUUGUAGUAUGUGUCUUUUAAAGCCUGUUCAGUUAUUUUCCAGCUUGAGGACCACUUAAUGUUAAUAGCUCUCAUCUUCUCUGCAGAUCAACAACAUAUUUUGAAAAUAUUUCAGAUAAUUGCAUAGAAAGGAAAUAAGAGAUACAGAUACACUUUGAAACUAGCAAAUUAUUUUCCUUGAUACAACACUUCUCUUUUCCUCCAAUUAUAUAUAUUUAUGAACAGUGUUCAUGGAAUAUUAUUGCCAUAGUACAAAGAAUGACUUCUGUGGAUUUCUUCUUACACGCUGGAGGAGGGUGGGCUUUCAUUUCAGGUAUGAAAUAGCAUAGCAGCAUCAAGCCCAUUAAAAUAAUGUAUUUAAAAGUUUUCAUCUAAGUUACUUAUUUAAAAUGUGCAUCUCUCAAUAAUCAGUUGUACAGUAUAAUUGUAAAUCAGAAGUUUUGACAGCCGAAAUAUUUUAAAACAACACUCUUUUCAAAGGGGAAAGAUAGUAAUGUCGAAUAAUUUAAGCUCUUUUGCUCAAACCAGUCAUUGAUCUGCGGUCAGACCAGCAGCUAAUGAGUCUCUGGCACUAGUAUUAUAGCUUAGCAGAUGGUUCUGAACUAAUACUCUGGGGCGAUGCUAAGAGAGAAAAUGGGGUUCUGUUUCUGGAUAUGUUGAAUAGCUUUCUUAGAACAAUUUUACUUUGAUUAAAAUUAAUGGUUUUAAAGCUAAAUGUCUAAAAGGAGUAAACAACUCUGUAGCUUGUUCUGCUUGUUCUUGGAAAAUAGUAUUAACCACCUAAGGUGAUCUGUGGGAUUGGAGUGAAGGUUUUACCCUACUUUAGUUUCAUUAAUGCACAUUGUGGAAGAUGUAGAGAACAUCUUGACAUGGAAAAGAAUGAAUAAGUUAACGUUCAUUGUACAGUGCUUUCCUAAAUUUCUUUGGUUAUCAUGUUCUUAUAUUCUGGAGAAGAAAAAUUUCUUAAAUAAUAAAUUGAUGACUAGGUAGAUCUUAAAACUACUAAGGGAAACACAGAAUGUAGUUAGCCAUCUGUGCUCAUGGUUUGUUAGAUUUAAAAUCUAAGUUAACCUUAAUGGUGCUGUACACCAUCCAAAGACAGUGCCCUUAUGUUGUCCUGCCUUCUUAGAGCUUGCUUGCUUGAUUUUGCUUUUGUAUAUUUAAUAAAAACUGUCUCAAACGUUUCCUUGUGUAGUUUGUGGAUAACAGUUGAGUUUGUGUGUUGAUUCUAUUUCAGCAACUAACUGGCUUGUGUAUGACCAGGAUUCUAGCUGGUCUCUCUGCCUCCCUUCCCCAAUUGUUUUGAGGGCUGUCCUGCAGAUUAACCAGAGAAAAUGCUUUUCCAAGAAUGUUGGAAUUACAUGUUAUUAAACUUAAUUGGAUAAUUAUAUUUGAGUAGUGACAUCCCAUGUUUCUUUGUUAUGGAAUAAUUGAUGUUUUUCCUUAUACCUAGUAUUAAAAUAGUUUAGUCAAGCAUUUAAAUGUGGAACGCUUAACAAGCACUUGCAGUGGAAAUUAAGAGAUGCAUGCACUUUGAAAAUUCAGUUGAUUAUUAAAGGAUUUGAUUCUUCCAUGCCAA
This is a messenger RNA of Eubalaena glacialis (North Atlantic right whale), 5135 nucleotides long. It is a transcript of the gene CNIH1, whose product is annotated as cornichon family AMPA receptor auxiliary protein 1. The transcript is spliced from 5 exons. Bases 116 to 550 code for a protein of 144 amino acids. The record is from RefSeq and is a predicted model, not a curated record. Gene Ontology annotation, biological process: vesicle-mediated transport. NCBI's taxonomy places the organism in Eukaryota, Metazoa, Chordata, Mammalia, Artiodactyla, Balaenidae.